AUGACCACACUGCUGCUUCAUCCAAGUGAGAGUGACUAUGAAUAUGCCAACCACCCCCAGUCCACACAGCACCAGAAGAACGACCGGUGUCCGCCGCCGCCCCAGAUGCUGCCGGAGAGGGCCUGCGAGGUUCCCGGCUGCCGCUCGGACUCCGAGUGUGAGCGCCAUAAACGCUGCUGCUACAACGGCUGCAUCUACGCCUGCCUGGAGUCGGUUCAGCCUCCUCCAGUGCUGGACUGGCUGGUGCAGCCGAAGCCUCGGUGGCUCGGGGGGAACGGCUGGCUGCUGGACGGUCCCGAGGAGGUUCUGCAAGCCGAGGCCUGCAGCACCACCGAGGAUGGAGACGAGCCUCUUCACUGCCCCACUGGCUACGAAUGUCACAUCAUCAACCCGGGAAACCCGGCUGCUGGCAUCCCCAACCGGGGACAGUGCAUCAAACAGCGCGGUAACUCUGAUGGACGAGGCUUGAGGCACAAAUACUAUAAUAAGGACUACAAGGACUACUUAGGUACCGGUUCAAACAAUGCAGUCGGAUAUGAAAAGCAUCACCACAAGCACCUGGGAUAAAGUAGAUCAACCUGAUCAGCUUCACCCUCGACCUCGACCCAACGCCUGACAUCAACACGGCCCUGUUUGAUCUGCUCACUCCUGAAUCCAGGUCCUCCUGACUCCCGCACCCACGGCCACAGCUGCUACCUCUCUACUCUCGCUGCAGUCGCAUCAUCAUGCAAACUCUGUCAGGGAGGCGGGAGACGCCCCCAAAGCACACAGCCAAAGAAAUAUGAGGGUGGUUCGGGUUUUUUUAGCCUCUCUGUUUGAUGAU
Salarias fasciatus (jewelled blenny) is the source of this 823-nucleotide messenger RNA. Its product is annotated as WAP four-disulfide core domain protein 1-like. Gene Ontology annotation, cellular component: extracellular region. The transcript has 7 exons. Gene Ontology annotation, molecular function: peptidase inhibitor activity. Lineage: Eukaryota; Metazoa; Chordata; Actinopteri; Blenniiformes; Blenniidae. The coding region runs from base 1 to 567 and encodes 188 amino acids. The record is from RefSeq and is a predicted model, not a curated record. Gene Ontology annotation, biological process: regulation of cell growth.